Messenger RNA from Mesoplodon densirostris (Blainville's beaked whale), 627 nucleotides. RefSeq names its product fibroblast growth factor 9 (gene FGF9). NCBI's taxonomy places the organism in Eukaryota, Metazoa, Chordata, Mammalia, Artiodactyla, Ziphiidae. The coding region runs from base 1 to 627 and encodes 208 amino acids. The transcript is spliced from 3 exons. Gene Ontology annotation, cellular component: cytoplasm. Gene Ontology annotation, molecular function: growth factor activity; fibroblast growth factor receptor binding. Gene Ontology annotation, biological process: cell differentiation; regulation of cell migration; positive regulation of epithelial cell proliferation. The record is from RefSeq and is a predicted model, not a curated record.
AUGGCUCCCCUAGGUGAAGUUGGGAACUAUUUCGGUGUGCAGGAUGCGGCACCGUUUGGGAAUGUGCCCGUGUUGCCGGCGGACAGCCCGGUUUUGUUAAGUGACCACCUGGGUCAGUCCGAAGCAGGGGGGCUACCCAGGGGACCUGCAGUCACAGACUUGGAUCAUUUAAAGGGGAUUCUCAGGCGGAGGCAGCUCUACUGCAGGACUGGAUUUCACUUAGAAAUCUUCCCCAAUGGUACUAUCCAGGGAACCAGGAAAGACCACAGCCGAUUUGGCAUCCUGGAGUUUAUCAGUAUAGCGGUGGGCCUGGUCAGCAUUCGAGGCGUGGACAGCGGACUCUACCUCGGCAUGAAUGAGAAGGGGGAGCUGUACGGAUCAGAAAAACUAACCCAAGAGUGUGUAUUCAGAGAACAGUUUGAAGAAAACUGGUAUAACACGUACUCCUCGAAUCUGUAUAAACACGUGGACACUGGAAGGCGGUUCUAUGUCGCGUUAAAUAAGGACGGGACCCCCAGAGAAGGAACGAGGACUAAACGGCACCAGAAAUUCACACAUUUUUUACCCAGACCCGUGGACCCCGACAAAGUACCCGAACUCUAUAAGGGUAUCCUAAGCCAAAGUUGA